Molecule: messenger RNA, 2395 nt
Organism: Oncorhynchus gorbuscha (pink salmon)
Lineage: Eukaryota; Metazoa; Chordata; Actinopteri; Salmoniformes; Salmonidae
Product: retinal Mueller cells isomerohydrolase-like
Exons: 14
Coding region: 159-1757 (532 amino acids)
Biological process (GO): retinal metabolic process; zeaxanthin biosynthetic process
Molecular function (GO): retinol isomerase activity; beta-carotene 15,15'-dioxygenase activity; all-trans-retinyl-ester hydrolase, 11-cis retinol forming activity
Source: RefSeq, a predicted model, not a curated record
AUGGUCUGGGUACAAAGGGAUUCUUGUUUCAGAGACCUCUGAUUGGUUUGGGGGAGGUUCUCAAACUCUCGGCGCUCUGCCUGGGAAUCUAACAGUGUCUAAAGGCUGCUGAUCACUCCACGGUUCAGACUGAUUUCCUACACACUGUCAAUAGGAAAAUGGUUAGUCGAAUUGAGCAUCCGGCUGGUGGCUACAAGAAAAUCUUUGAGACAUGUGAAGAGUUGAAUGAGCCUAUUCCUGCUGUGGUUGUAGGUGUGAUCCCAGAAUGGCUGAGCGGCAGUCUGUUGCGUCUUGGACCCGGCCUGUUUGAGGUGGGGGCUGAGCCUUUCUACCACCUCUUUGAUGGCCAGGCCCUCAUGCACAAGUUUGACCUAAAGAACGGCCAUGUGACAUACUAUCGGAAAUUUGUCAAAACAGAUGCCUAUGUGCGAGCCAUGACAGAGAAAAGAGUGGUCAUCACGGAGUUUGGAACAGCAGCCUACCCAGAUCCUUGCAAAAAUAUAUUCUCAAGGUUUUUCACCUACUUCAAAGGGAUUGAGGUGACAGAUAAUUGCUUAGUGAACGUGUACCCUGUUGGUGAGGAUUUCUAUGCCUGCACAGAAACCAACUACAUCACCAAAGUGGACCCAGACACACUGGAGACUCUGAAAAGGGUGGACCUGUGUGACUACCUCUCGGUCAAUGGAGUGACAGCUCAUCCACACAUUGAAAGUGAUGGAACGGUGUACAACAUUGGGAACUGUUUUGGGAAGAAUAUGUCACUGGCCUACAACAUUGUCAAAAUUCCUCCCACACCAAAAGAUAAGUCAGACCCCAUUGCAAAGUCCAAGGUUCUUGUGCAGCUCCCCAGCAGUGAGAGAUUCAAGCCCUCCUAUGUUCACAGCUUUGGAAUGACAGAAAACUACUUUGUCUUCGUUGAGACUCCAGUGAAGAUAAACCUUCUAAAAUUCUUGACCGCUUGGAGCAUCUGGGGCACAAAUUACAUGGAUUGCUUUGAGUCAAACGAAACCAUGGGCACAUGGUUCCAUCUGGCUACAAAGGACCCAGCUGAAUACAUAGAGCAUAAAUUCAGGACUUCUGCCUUCAAUCUCUUCCAUCACAUCAACAGCUAUGAGGAUGAUGGCUUCAUCGUUGUUGACUUGUGUACUUGGAAAGGCCAUGAGUUUGUCUACAACUACCUAUAUCUGGCCAACCUGCGGGAGAACUGGGAGGAAGUGAAGAAAGCUGCUAUGAGGGCACCUCAGCCAGAGGUCCGGCGAUACGUUCUGCCCAUGGAUGUCCACAAGGAGGAACAGGGGAAGAAUCUGAUAUCCCUUCCGUACACCACAGCCACUGCAGUGAUGCGCAGCGAUGGAACCAUCUGGCUGGAGCCUGAGGUUCUGUUUUCUGGACCACGACAAGCUUUCGAGUUCCCUCAGAUCAACUACAGUAAGUUCUCUGGGAAGAACUACAGCUAUGCCUAUGGACUGGGCCUGAACCACUUCAUCCCUGACAGGAUCUGCAAACUGAACGUGAAGACUAAGGAUACGUGGGUGUGGCAGGAGCCAGACUCUUACCCCUCAGAGCCCAUCUUUGUGCAGACCCCGGAUUCUGUGGAGGAAGAUGACGGGGUGUUGUUGAGCAUCGUGGUGAACCCUGGAGCAGACCAGAGGCCAGGGUAUCUCCUCAUCCUCAAUGCCAGAGACCUGACAGAGAUCGCACGGGCUGAGGUGGAGGUCAUCAUCCCUGUCACCUUCCAUGGAAUGUACAAACCUUAGGACUACGUUCUCAAACACAUCUACAAUACCACUCCACAGGAGAAAGGGACAAUAAUAAUACUAAAACCUUUGUUGGGAAUGUUAAAAAAUAUAUAGAUAUAUCACUGAUGUAACCUGUUCGUGGCUUAGUUUCAAAAUCAAUGUUGUGAUAUACACUGUACAAAAGUAUGUGGACAGCCCUUCAAAUUUGUGGAUUCGGCUAUUUCAGCCACAUCCGUUGCUGAAAGGUAUAUAAAAUCGCACACACAGCCAUGCAAUCUCCAAAGACAAACAUUGGCAGAAUGGCCUUACUGAAGAGCUGAGUGACUUUCAAUGGGGCAUCCUACCAUCAUAGGAUGCCACCUUUCCAACAAGUCAGUCAAAUAUCUGCCCUGUUAUGAGCUGCCCCGGUGAACUGCUGUUAUUGAAGUGGAAAUGUCUAGGAGCAACAACAGCUCAGCCGUGAAGUGGUAGGUUACACAAGCUCACAGAAUGGGACCGCUUAAACGUGUGAAAAUCACCUGCUGCAACAUUCACUACAGAGUUCCAAACAUCCUCUGGAAGCAACGUCAGCACAAGAACUGCAUUCUCUGGAGUGAUGAAUCACGCCUCUCCAUCUGGCAGUCCGAUGGACGAAUCUGGGUUUGGAGGAUGCCAGG